Serinus canaria (Common canary) is the source of this 2988-nucleotide messenger RNA. It is a transcript of the gene PATL2, whose product is annotated as PAT1 homolog 2. The transcript is spliced from 19 exons. The coding region runs from base 165 to 2633 and encodes 822 amino acids. Gene Ontology annotation, molecular function: RNA binding. Lineage: Eukaryota; Metazoa; Chordata; Aves; Passeriformes; Fringillidae. Gene Ontology annotation, cellular component: P-body. Gene Ontology annotation, biological process: P-body assembly; deadenylation-dependent decapping of nuclear-transcribed mRNA. The record is from RefSeq and is a predicted model, not a curated record.
AGUCCAGCUGUCCCAGGGGUGAACCCAACCCUCCCCUCGGGGAUAGGAUGGCAGGACAUGGAUCCUUUCCAUGGGCUCUUUGGGAUGUGAAUCCCUGGCAAUGACUCUAACCCACACCACCUGUUGGAAUUUCCCAGUAAAGAGAAGCAUAACUCUUCGAUGUGAUGUUUAUCAAAAGCAACAAUGAUUUGGUUGGAGUAGCCAAAUCUUACACUUUUGGGACAUUUCUGCUUUUAUUAGCAGAAUAUUGGGAGAAUUAUUUGGGAGUGGGUGACAUGACCAAGGUGCUCCUGGUAUUCAGGGAUGCUAUGCUUUGUGGGAUGCAGACAUUUAUAGCGUUAGUGUUGACACCUGUGCACGGUGUUACCCACCAGAAUAUUCAAUCCCGACAGACCACAUCCUACCAGUUUUCCAUAACUCCUCAGAGGGAUAUCAGCUCUGAGAACAGCACGACGGGGGAAGCGGGGAAAGCCGGGCUGGGCUGUUCUGCACCCCGAGAGCCGCAGAUUAUCGAAGAUUUUCUGCUGGUGGAAGAUGCACUUCUGCUGGAAGAGAUGGCUGAGGAGGAUGAGGAGCUCGACCUGUACAACGAGAUGACUUUUGGGAUAGACCGAGACUCCACAGAGGAGGAUGUCCCAAAACUCCUGGUGGUACCAGAGGUGGCCACUGGAAGAGCAGCUGAGCAGCUGGAGGAGCUGGCCGAGGAGGAAGGUGGGAUGGAGCCAGAGAUGGAGCAGGUUAGCUCUCAGUUGGAGGAAGAGGUAGAGGAGCUGGGGACUGAGGAACAGGAGGAAGAUCAGGAGUGCUUUGAGGAGCCCAGUGAACUGGGAGACCCAGCAGUGAUGAGAGCUGUGCGGAGCAAACCCACACUGGAGAGCCAGGACUCCGCAGUGCUGGACAGCGGGAUUGGGACUUGCUGGGAAGAGUUUGACAAGGAGGAUGUGCUGGCAAUGGAUCCCACGGCAUGGGGCUCCUGCCCUGGCAGUGUCCCACGCCACCUCAUGCUGGAGGAUAAAGCCAUCCUCCAGGUCCUGGAGAGACCUCCACCAUCUACUAACAUGGCUCUCGACUUCCUUGGCUCUCCUGUGCAGAGGAGCUAUGGGGGCUCUUCCCGCCUCAAGUGCCCUGACUUAAGACUGAUGUCCCCCAAGCCUUUCCCCCAGUGCUUUCUCCAGCAGGCACCCCUGAUAUCUCCUCGCUCUCCGUGCUCUCCUCAACCCUUCCCGCCAGCUUGCAGACCCCCUGCACUCUUCACUCCCAACCAGACAGCAGGGUAUGCGCCUCCGAGCCCUUUCCAGCCUGGGUCCCCCACCGUGGGCAGCCCACCACGGGCCCUGGGCAUGCACUUCAGGCCCGUGGCCUCUUCUUUGGACCCUGCUCUCUUCUUCAGCCCCUCAGCCACGGGCCAGCUGAACUUCAGCACACCCAGCCACAUGACCCAGCUGCACCCCCAGCACCAGCGCAUCCUGAUGCAGCGGCAGGGCAGGCAGGUGCAGAGUGUCUCCCCCAAGAAGCUGUGGUCUCGGAAAGUGGACCCUUAUGCUGGGCUGAUGACUUCCAAGGAGAAGGACUGGGUUGUCAAGGUGGAGAUGAUGCAGCUGCAGAGUGAGAAUAUAGACGAUGACUACUACUACCAGACCUACUACCACCGGCUGGAGCGCAAGCAGGAGGAGGAGGAGCUGCUGAGCAGGCGCAACAAGCCCCCCAAGCUGGUCACGCCGUUCAUCCAAAAAGUGGAGACCUAUGACUCUGUGGUGCGCAUCGCAGGGUCGCUGGGCCAGGUCACGGUGUCCACCUGCUACAGCCCUCGCCGGGCCAUUGAUGCUGUGCACCACUCCCUUGUGGAGGAGGAGGCUGCAGGGACCAACCGGCUGCGGGCGCUGCACAGGAUUGAGAAGCUCUUCCUGCAGCUGCUGGAAGUAGAGGAGGUGCAACAGAAAAUGUCCCUGGGGGAGCAACAGCCCCAGAAGCAGGAGCAGAAGAGCCAAAAAGUGGAGAGCAUCUACCAAGCCUUGAAAAUCAGGACUUGCAGCAGUGAAGAGGAGGCAGAAGAUGAAUUCCUGCAACUGCUGUGUGUGCGGAAGGGCAAGAAGCUCGUGGCCCGGCUGCUGCCCCACCUGAUUGUGGAGCAAAGGGAGAAGAUUCUGCUGGCAAUCACCUACCAUCUGCCCUUCCUCAUGAAGAAGGAUGUGCUGGAUGAGUCUCUCCCCCUGCUCUACAGCCCUUUGAAUGAGGUGGUGGGUGAGAUGACAUUCAGCAAACUCAUCGAGGUACUGCAGGAGCUCACCCGGCCUCUACCCGAGUCUUCGGAGCUCCCCCUCACCAUGGCCUUGAAGAACCAGUUUGGCAUCUCCUUGCUCUAUUCCCUCCUGAGCCACGGAGAGAGGCUGCUGUCCUCACAUGCGCCACUGAAGCCAUGCAGAGGGGACUUCGAGGCAUGGACGGACACGGUGUACCUGAUGUCCCAGGAGCUGUCACGCCUGCCUGCAGCCUCGCUGGCAGAGCCUCUCUUCUUGCCCAGCAACCUUGUCUUGCUCUUCUGCCGCUACCUGGACAAGCAGACUGUUUACCACCUGGCAACCAAGAUGGCUGAGUGCUCCCCGCUGCCCACGGAAGCUGACAUGCUCUGCUGAGCCCCGGGAGCUGGGGGUGGGGUCUGCAGCCGGUUGUGCCGGGAAUGGGCAGGGCCUCAUGCCGUGGCUUUGGAAGCGAUCGCUUACCCUGGUGCGGGGCACUCUGGGUGACACGGGCAGCGGCAGGGCUGGCGCCAAGGGGCCGAUGGCGCCCUGUCCCGGUGCCCGGGAGCACGGGGAUGGGUGGGUGUAACUUAUUUUGGCCUCCCCCCUGGCAGUGGUGGGUGCUGGGUCAUGGCAGGGGCCGAGGCAGGGCACAGGGGCGCUGGGAGCACCUGGCGGGGGGGAUUUUGUCUAGGGCACGUUCUGUACAGUGCUUGAAAUAAAAUAAAAAGGUGAUGAAUGAGCUCCUCUA